Messenger RNA from Prorocentrum cordatum, 846 nucleotides. NCBI's taxonomy places the organism in Eukaryota, Dinophyceae, Prorocentrales, Prorocentraceae. The record is from the annotation of a GenBank genome assembly.
UACGUGGGCGGCAUGACCUUCAGACUCUUCGCCGAGGCUGAGAAGCUGAAGGAGACGGCUGGCCAUGCAGUCGUGGCUUCUGUCGGCGCGGACGCGGCACUGAACCCUGAGAGGGAGAUUGACUUGACCAAGAACGUGGUGGCUUGGACAGUGCCGCCCGAGAACGCCCAGAAGAUGGUCACCACGCUGAGGGAUCAGAUCGCCGAGGGCACAGAGAAGUCCGACGUGGCGAUGGCGAGGAACAUUCCGACAUGGAACGGCUGCCAGGCCAAGGUCAACUUUCCAGAGACAGAUUUCGGGUUCGGCGAGAACUCGCCUGCUGGAAGUGGCCCGUUCGUGGCCACCGCAAAGAAGAACGCCGUCCGCAUUGGGCCGUCUGCGUUCCCAUUGGUAGGUUGGCAGGGCUACGUUUAUCCAGUGAAGGGUAAUCUCAUCGCGUUCCUCUUCGAGAUAUCCGAGGUCUUGAGCUCGGGCAUCGCCCUGAAGGACAUGAAGAAGUCCUUGUCGACAGCGACGGCCGAGCAGUUCUUCGAGACGAGUGUGCGAGCAGUGUAUUUACCAGUUGGCACGUGUUUGUCGACGCCGAUUGGCACGUUCGCGGUCCCCCUCUUCUACUCGGACGCCAAGACGCAGAAAGCAGAUGCGACAGCAGACUGGGCCCAUUUCAUCCACAUGCCAGUCUUCGCGCACCCGCCCAAGCCAGUCCACAAGAGCGUCUUGACGGGGAUGAACGACAUCAUCACAGCUCACAUGGCGCCGCUGACGAACGAGAUGUGGGUCUCCAGGAAGAACUACUGGGCUACGUUCUACAGUGGCCUGAUCAAGGAAACUUCGGAGUCGAGCUGA